AUGGCACCACCACCGCUGCCCUUGCUCUGUCUGUACAUCGCGGCCGUGCACCUAGUGGGAGCGCGAGAUGCUAACCCCACCAAGGAGCGCACUGCAGCCACCAGGGAUCCUGUAGGAUGGCCGCCAGACCCCGGCCAGCCCUCCCCAGCCCUGGAGGACUGGGAGGAGGCCAGCGAGUGGACGUCGUGGUUCAACGUAGACCACCCCGGAGGAGAUGGCGACUUCGAGAGCCUGGCCGCCAUCCGCUUCUACUACGGUCCCGCGCGCGUGUGCCCGCGGCCGCUGGCGCUGGAGGCGCGCACCACAGACUGGGCGCUACCGGCCUCCAUGGGCGAGCGCGUGCACGCCAACCCGGCACGCGGUUUCUGGUGUCUCAAUCGGGAGCAGCCCCGAGGCCGCCGCUGCUCCAACUACCACGUGCGCUUCCGCUGCCCAGUGGAGGCCGCGUGGGGCUCAUGGGGCGCGUGGGGUCUCUGCUCCAAGAGCUGCGGGCCAGGCCGUCGCCUGCGCCGCCGCAGCUGUCAAAGCUCUUCUGGGGAUACGUGUCCUGGGAGCUCCCAGGAGGCGCAGAAGUGCGUGAGGUCCAGGUGCCCAGGGUGUAGCUCUGACAGCUGUGGGUGCUCUGACCACAUCCUCUUGGGCUCAGUGGUCACCCCAUCUGGGCGACCACUGCCAGGAGCCAGGGUCUUCCUUCGAGCCGGACCUGGCACUGUAGCCACCAGUGACACCCAUGGAACCUUCGGGGUUCCUGGAGUCUGUGCUGGCAGUCAGGUCAAUGUCAGUGCCCAGAUGGAUGGCUUCUCAGUUGGUACAGCCCAGGCCCAUGCCAACAGCUCCAACUCAGCCGUGGUCACCAUCGUCCUUAAAGAGUUAGGAAAGCCAUACCUGGUAAAACACCCCGAGUCCCGAGUGAGAGAGGCAGGUCAGCAUGUGAUCUUCUGCUGCAAGGCUUCGGGGACCCCCAUGCCUAAGAAAUAUUCCUGGUUCCACAACGGGACCCUGCUGGACCGGCGGCAGCACGGGUCUGGGCCGCACCUGGAUCUCCAGGGUCUUCGCGAGGACCAGGCAGGGGACUACCACUGCAAGGCCUGGAACGAGGCUGGCGCCGUGCGCUCCCGCGCCGCCCAUCUCACAGUGCUCGCUCCCGGCCAGCCGGCCUGCGACCCCCGACCUCAGGAACAUUUGAUCAAGCUUCCCGACGACUGCGGCCAGCCCGGCGGCGGCCCCGCAUACCUAGACGUGGGCCUGUGCACCGACACGCGCUGCCCGGGCCCCGUGGGCUCUGGCCCUCGCUGUGGGGACGCGGGCGCUCGCUGCUGCUCAGUGCUGCGCCUGGAGAGCAGGGACAUCCGCUGUUCCGGCUACGUGCUCCCGGUGAAGGUGGUGGCCGAGUGUGGCUGUCGCAAGUGCCUGCCCCGACGGGGGCUGGUGAGGGGCCGCGUGGUGGCUGCGGACUCGGGGGAGCCCCUGCGCUUCGCCAGCAUCCUGCUGGGCCGUGCGCCCAUCGGCUUCACCUCCUACCAGGGCGACUUCACCAUCGAGGUGCCGCCGGCCACCGAGCGCCUUGUGGUGACCUUCGUGGACCCGAGUGGCGAGUUCGUGGACAGCGUUCGCGUGCUGCCUUUCGACCCCCGCGGCGCCGGCGUGUACCACGAAGUCCGUGCGCUGCGCAAGGCGGCCACAGUGCUGCUGGACGCGGAGCGCGGCGGUGCAAUCCCGCUGGGCGGCGCGGAAGAGGCGGCGGCUCCUGCGCUAGGUGAGCUGGUUUUGCCGCCCGGUACCUUCCGCCACCCCGACGGUCGUCCCUACGCCGGGACGGUGGAAGCGCGUGUCACCUUCGUGGACCCCCGUGACCUGGCGUCGGCGCGCGCGGCGUCCAGCGACCUGCGCUUCCUGGACAGCUCGGGGGAACUGGCGCCGCUGCGCACCUACGGCAUGUUCGCGGUCGACCUGCGCGCGCCCGGCUCUGCAGAGCAGCUGCACGCGGCGCGCGCAACCGUGCGCGUGGACGCCGAGCACGUGCGCAUGCCCGGCCACGCGGAGGCUCUGGCACUCUGGUCACUGGAGCCGGAGACCGGCCUGUGGGAGGAGGAGCGGGCUGAGCAGGGAGGAGGAGACUUCCGGCAUGAGGAGGCAGCGGCGCGCGUGCGCAGGGAGGAGCGCGCCUUCCUCGUGGGCGCGCUCACCGUGCGCGAGCGCCGCCUCUUCAACCUGGACGUGCCCGAGCGGCGCCGCUGCUUCUUGAAGGUCCGCGCCUACGGCACCGACCGCUUCGCGCCCGCAGAGCAGGUGCAGGGCGUGGUGGUGACGCUGCUCAACCUGGAGCCCGCGCCCGGCUUCACGGGCAACCCGCGCGCGUGGGGCCGCUUCGACAGCGUGGUCACCGGGCCCAACGGCGCGUGCGUGCCCGCCUUCUGCGACGCCGAGCGGCCCGACGCCUACACGGCUUUGGUGACAGCGUCUCUGGGCGGCGAGGAGCUGGAGGCUGCGCCGUCGCGGCCACGCGCGACCGCGGCCACAGUUGGUGUGGCGCAGCCCUUCCUGGAGCGCCUCGGCUACCAGCGCACAGACCACGACGACCCGGCACUCAAGCGCACAGGCUUCCGCGUGAAUCUUGCGCGGCCACGCGCGGGCCGUGAGUCCGAGGCGCGUGGGCCCGUGUAUCCGUGGCGCCGUCUGAGAGACUGCGAGGACGCGCCGGUCACCGACAGCCACUUCCGGUUCUCGCGCGUGGAGGCAGACAAGUACGAGUACGACGUGGUGCCGUUCCGGGAGGGAGCGCCCGCCUCGUGGACUGGAGACCUGCUGGCCUGGUGGCCCAACCCGCAGGAGUUCCGCGCGUGCUUCCUGAAGGUGCGGCUGCAGGGCCCGCAGGAGUACAUGGUACGCUCGCACAACGCGGGCGGCACCCACGCGGCCACUCGCGGCCGCCUCUAUGGCCUUCGCGACACCCGCAGCGUGCGCCAUCCCGAGCGCCCCGGCGCCUCGGCCGCCUGCGUGGAGUUCAAGUGCGGCGGCAUGCUGUUUGACCAGCGCCAGGUGGACAGGACGCUGGUGACCGUGACCCCGCAGGGCAGCUGCCGCCGCGUGGCCGUCAACACACUCCUGCAGGACUACCUAGCCCGCCACCCACCACCUGCUCCCAACGACGACCCCACGGCCUUCGCUAUGCUCGCUCCGCUCGACGCGCUGGGUCACAACUAUGGCGUCUAUACGGUCACUGACCAGAGCCCGCGGCUGGCCAAGGAAAUCGCCAUUGGCCGCUGCUUCGACGGCUCCUCCGACGGCUUCUCCCGGGAGAUGAAGGCGGAUGCGGGCGUGGCUGUCACCUUCCAGUGCCGCGAGCCCCGCUCCAGACCCAGCCUCUUCCAGCGGCUGCUGGAGAACCCAGAAUCAGCGCUCGGUGACAUCCGUAGGGAGAUGGGCCAGACCACCCGCGAUUCCCAGGUUGCCCAAACCCAGGCCAGAGAUUCUGGCCCCUUAGUAGUGCACCCCGGACAGUGACCUAGUCCACGACCUCAUUCCUUUUUCUUGCUUUAGACUUGUCUUCAAAAAGCCUUGCCCCAUUUGUCCCCAGGCUUCUGGUUCCCGUUUCCCCUUUCCUGCCCAGAAUUCGGUGAAGACCAAAACUACGGGUGCUGAUGGAAGUUUUGGGCAGGCAGCUGUGGCUCUGUGACCAGAAAGAAUGUCCUGCUGUGGUUGAAGCCAGGGCCGGGGACAUGGUUAUCCACCUGUGCUUCACUCCAGCUGAGGCGGGUUCUGGUUCACACCCAUGCCCUGUCCUUUCUUUCAGGUGCCCUGGGUCUGCAGCCUGUUUGUGAGCUGUGUGGGGCUCCUUGCCCAGCUUUGGUUCUUUCGGUUCUGAGGUCAUAUUUAUUGAGAUAAAGUCCCAAGUAGGAGGGUGAGAAUGGGGGUCCGGUGGGGAAAGGUGCUUUGGGGUCCCCAUGCAGUGGAAGCCAGGGUACUUGGGAAUGCCCUCUGCUUGGGGGCAGGUGCU
Messenger RNA from Arvicola amphibius (Eurasian water vole), 3997 nucleotides. RefSeq names its product cartilage intermediate layer protein 2 (gene Cilp2). Lineage: Eukaryota; Metazoa; Chordata; Mammalia; Rodentia; Cricetidae. Bases 1 to 3504 code for a protein of 1167 amino acids. The transcript has 8 exons. The record is from RefSeq and is a predicted model, not a curated record. Gene Ontology annotation, molecular function: carbohydrate binding.